UUGUUUGAGAGGAGCGGAUCAAAAGCCCCACAUCGAGAACCUCCUUUUCUUAUGGAAAUAAAGUGUCUGCCUCUCAUUCACACGAGUUUCUGUAAUGCAAAGAAGGCAGUCUCAACAUUACUGAGAGAAGUUAGGAGUGAGGAGCACGCGGCACCGGAGUCUUGGAGAGACACUUUGGAGACGCGGAUCCCCGGGCGCGCACGCCCGCUGCAUGAGGGCAUUUAUUUAGUCAGGUUGAUGCGGUAUUGCUGAUAGUUGGCCAUGCUUGCCUCUGCACGGUGCGCGGUUGCGUUCGGGCUGCUGUGCGCUGCGCUCUCCGCGGGCGCGUCGCUGUGUCCCGCCGGCUGCGAGUGCUCGGAAGCCGCGCUCACGGUCAAAUGCGUCUCCAAAGAUCUGCGGGACAUACCGAGCGGCAUCCCGAGCUACACCAGAAACCUCUUCAUCAACGGAAACCACAUCAGCCAGAUCGGACCCGAGUCUUUCCGGGGACUGGACAACGUGACGAACUUGUCACUGUCUAACAACAGGAUCUCAGAAGUGAAGUCUCACACAUUUUCUAGCCUGCGGAGCCUCAGAUCGCUGGACCUCAGCAACAACCAGCUAGCCGUCAUCCAUCCUGAGGCGUUCACCGUCCAGAGCCGCAUGCUGAGGGAGCUCAACCUCAGUCGGACUCUCUAUAACCACUCGUCCGUCACUGAUUUAGCCACCUCUCUUCGCUGGAGCAGCCUGGCUGACCUGCUGGGACUGGACCUGUCCAGUAACGGCCUUGUCUACUUGCCCCCGGGCAUCUUUUGCCAUCUUGUCGGCCUGCGGCGCCUUCAGCUUGGCAACAACUCUAUAGUGUCCAUCCAUAACGGGACGUUCACAGGACUGGAUCACCUCCAGGAACUCGACCUCACCCACAACGCCCUCAGGACCCUGCGUGAAGAGGCUCUAAAAGAGCUGGAGCACUUGCGUUCAGUGAGGCUCCACUUGGCGGAGAAUCCUUACACCUGCACAUGCGACAUCGAGUCUUUCGCCGCCUGGCUGAACGGCUCACGGGCGCAAGUGGUAGACGUCGAGCGCCUGACUUGCGCGUUCCCAGACGCCUUGCAGAACACGUCGCUACUGACGGUGGGCGAACUGGAGUUGGGUUGCCAUAAGGCGAGAGAAAGUGACAAUCUCGCACUGCAGACCUCCUACGUGUUCCUGGGUCUCGUGCUGGGAUUUGUCGGGCUCAUGUUUCUCUUUGUGCUCUACCUGAACCGCAAAGGUAUUAAGAAGCGCAUUUACAACAUGCGUGACGCAUGCCGGGAAGUCUGGGAAGGGUACCACUACCGAUACGAGAUCGACUCCGAUCCCAGACUGUCGCAAGUCUCUACAACAGCAGAUAUGUGAGCUCUUCCCAAACUGAGCUCCUUAUAUGAACUAGUUUUCUAUUGCAUUUAUACUUGGAACACGUCCGUUUGUGUGGCAAACAGUGUUGGGGGUAACGCGAGUUAC
Sinocyclocheilus anshuiensis is the source of this 1482-nucleotide messenger RNA. RefSeq names its product trophoblast glycoprotein-like. The record is from RefSeq and is a predicted model, not a curated record. Gene Ontology annotation, cellular component: plasma membrane. Gene Ontology annotation, molecular function: protein binding. Gene Ontology annotation, biological process: negative regulation of canonical Wnt signaling pathway. The transcript is spliced from 2 exons. Bases 262 to 1377 code for a protein of 371 amino acids. NCBI's taxonomy places the organism in Eukaryota, Metazoa, Chordata, Actinopteri, Cypriniformes, Cyprinidae.